CUUUCUCGUUUUCGUGCCGUCUGACCGCUGACGUACUUACGUUCAAGUCUACCUCAAACAUUUUAUAUCCGGACGACGGACGUAUUAUUAUUUAUUAUUACAACACUAGUUCUACUCGCAGUUACCUUUUAUUGUUAAUUGUAUUUGUUUGUUAUUACAUUUAAAUUCCGUCUUACGAUUAAAAAUGUUUUCCAAAGUAUGUAAGAAUAUCAUCAACCAAGGGGCUAGACAGUAUUCUUCAAAGAAAGGUUUAAAAGUAACAGUAUGUGGAGGUUCGGGCGGCAUUGGUCAACCCCUGUCGUUGUUGUUAAAACAAAGUCCACUCAUCACAGAUUUAGCAAUUUACGAUAUUGCUCCAGUAACUCCAGGUGUGGUUGCUGAUCUGAGUCACAUGGACACCAAUUCAAAUGUAACCAGUCAUGUUGGUCUGGACAACUUAAAAGAUGCAGUAGCUGAUACCGAUGUAGUUAUUAUUCCUGCAGGAAUUCCUCGUAAACCUGGUAUGACAAGAGACGAUUUAUUCAAUACAAAUAUUUCAAUUGUAUGCGAUAUUAUUAAGGUUAUUGGACAAGUCAGUCCUCAUGCUCUUGUUGGAAUUAUAUCAAAUCCAGUCAACAGUGCUGUACCUGCUGCUGCAGAAAUAUUGAAGAAGCUUAAUGUUUAUGAUCCAAAAAGGUUAUUUGGUGUGACUACAUUAGAUAUUGUUCGGUCUAACAGAUUCAUUGCUGAACUUAAAUGUCUUAAUGCUACCGAUGUGAAUGUUCCUGUUAUCGGCGGACAUUCCGGACCAACAAUAAUUCCCUUAAUAUCUCAAUGUACACCUCAAGUGAAAUUUGAUCAUGACGUGCUCGUGAAGCUUACAAAACGCAUUCAAGAAGCCGGUACUGAAGUUGUACAAGCUAAGGCUGGAGCUGGUUCUGCAACCCUGUCUAUGGCAUAUGCAGGCGCUAAAUUUACAACCUCUAUGUGUAGAGCGAUUCUUGGCGAACCAAAUGUUGUGGAAUGCUCAUUCGUAGAAUCAACAGUGACCGACUCACCAUACUUCAGUACACCAGUUCUUAUUGGGAAAAAUGGAAUUGAAAAGAACUUUGGCAUGGGAAACCUGUCAGAUUUUGAAAAAGAAUUACUAAAGGCUGCCUUACCUGAAUUGGCUUCCAACAUUAAGAAAGGAGCAGACUUUGGCAAGAACUACAAAUAAAUGUCAUAAAUAGGUUACUAUAAUUCCAAUCCAUUGUAUUAUUUACAACGUACUGCUACUUAAAAGUAUUUAGAUUGAAAUUGUGCCCUCUCUGCUACAUGACAAAAUCUUAUGUUUAUCGAAUAUUAUUAUGUACAAGAUUUAAGAAUUUGCUCGAAAUUAAAUUAUAAAAAUUAGGCAUAUGAUUCGUUAUUUAAUAUAUAUUAUAAACUAUGUCACGAUAAAUCCUAGUUUACACAAUAAAUAAUAAUAUUUAGGUAUACUAAAACAUAUUACAA
Acyrthosiphon pisum (pea aphid) is the source of this 1476-nucleotide messenger RNA. It is a transcript of the gene Mdh2, whose product is annotated as malate dehydrogenase 2. NCBI's taxonomy places the organism in Eukaryota, Metazoa, Arthropoda, Insecta, Hemiptera, Aphididae. Gene Ontology annotation, cellular component: mitochondrion; cytoplasm. Gene Ontology annotation, molecular function: L-malate dehydrogenase (NAD+) activity. The record is from RefSeq and is marked validated. Gene Ontology annotation, biological process: malate metabolic process; tricarboxylic acid cycle.